This is a messenger RNA of Mercenaria mercenaria, 641 nucleotides long. RefSeq names its product perlucin-like. Bases 79 to 603 code for a protein of 174 amino acids. The record is from RefSeq and is a predicted model, not a curated record. The transcript has 5 exons. Lineage: Eukaryota; Metazoa; Mollusca; Bivalvia; Venerida; Veneridae.
UGGCCUCUCCCUGUUAUUAAAGUUUCUGGCUAGAUUUGAUCUAAAUGAUAAGGAUGCCAUAACUCUGAAGUCAAAAGAAUGGUUAACAUCAUGCAUAUAUAUGGAAUACUAUUUCUAAUAUAUGGCGUUUGGUGCCAAGAAAGCAGACGACAGUCGGCGUCAGGAUGUCCAAUUGACUUUGAAAGACACGAGGAUUCCUGCUAUCAAAUAUUCGCCAAUCCCACAUUGAAAUGGUGGGAGGCAAUGGAAUUCUGUCAGAUAUAUGGAAACGGGGAAGGUACGCUUGCUACAGUGGAGUCUGAGUCGGAACAACUAUUUCUUGAGAAUGAACUUAAGAAGAAAUUUCCAUCUCCAGUUGGCAAAGACUUUUGGUUGGGUGCUAACGACAUUACACACGAAGGUACUUGGGUCUGGAUAAGGAAGAAUGAAUACGUGCAAGAAUAUACCAACUGGGCACCAGGUGAACCUAACAGUGGUACAAAUGAAAACUGUCUGGCCUUGUAUGAUGGGUUACAGUAUAAAUGGAAUGAUGCACCUUGCGGGCUACCAGAGGGAUUCAUAUGUGAGAUCCCGGGUUCGUCACCGAAUGAGAUUAUUGGAUGAAUGUUACAAGUCUGUGUGAAUAAAGCAAUUUACGUUAA